UUGCGUAAUUUUACACAGAAAAUCUCCUCCAAUCGUUCUUAAACUCGUGCUGUGCGCUAGUGCUAUCGUAUUUUCGCUUGUAUAACUAUAAACCUGCGUUAUAUUCGUUGCUAUAGUGAGUAAUAAGCGCGUUCCAAGUUUGAGGUUAGCUCAAUUUUUCCCGAUCAAAAUCGCUCGCCUGAUUACGAAAAAGGUGUUUGCGCAAAGCCUUCUUCGCUAGUACCAGGAUAAGAUCGUUUUACAUGCGUAUUCGCACGUGCUGGUGGUUUAUUUAAGCGGAAAAAUCAUCUUGAAAAGUCGUCCUUGCAAAAUCCCAAAACCCAACCCAUCAAGGCGGCGAAUUCGUGCAUGCGUGUGUGCGUGUGUGUGCGGGAUCCGAUGUUUUGACGUUUCGUGGUUGUCAUCCAGCCCCCCGUCGCCAACUCGAUCCUCGCUGCUUCCACAUCGCGCACAAGAAUUGCCGUAUUUUGUUAAAGAGCCUCGUAGUUUUUACUUUAGAAGUUAACUUAGUCGAAAAGUUAUCACGCGCGUUUAGUGUGUAGCUAUGCGAUCAUCAUGAACGUGCAGGACGGUAUUAAUGCUGCCUUUUCGGUGCUCGUUUCGGUGUUUAUCGUGAUAGUGUUGGUUUGUUUAGGCUGGUACCUGGUCUGGAAACUGUUUCUCUCCCGCUUCAAGCUGGUCCGUGAGCUGCUAGGAAUCGCGCAAUCGAACGAACACACUCCGGUCCACAGCAGCAGCACCGGUUUGGUGGGCAAAGAGUAUUCUGCGCACACUGGUGGAGGCGCAGUUAAUAGUACGCUAGCAGCCGAGGGCAAGACGCGGGUACGUCGAGUACGGCGUGAUUAG
Anopheles aquasalis is the source of this 846-nucleotide messenger RNA. RefSeq names its product small integral membrane protein 13. Lineage: Eukaryota; Metazoa; Arthropoda; Insecta; Diptera; Culicidae. The record is from RefSeq and is a predicted model, not a curated record.